Molecule: messenger RNA, 645 nt
Organism: Lotus japonicus
Lineage: Eukaryota; Viridiplantae; Streptophyta; Magnoliopsida; Fabales; Fabaceae
Exons: 4
Coding region: 202-426 (74 amino acids)
Source: RefSeq, a predicted model, not a curated record
AUCUUUUUUUUUUUCAGUCUCUAGAUUCUUCCAUUCCAACUCGAAUUCCCCUUGCACUCUAUAAUAACCACCUCUCUCUGCGCACGCUUCACACCUUCCAUCGUUCCUCCAUCUUCCCCUUACACAUUGAUUUCUCUUCACCAGGGCUUUUCGUUCCCGUUUCGUUGUGUGCAAGAAUCGAUUAUCGAUCAUCGAUCAAUAAUGUCUCGCGGUAGCCAGAGGGACCGAGACCGCGAAAGGGCUCAAGCAAGAGCUGGUGGAAAAACCAAGCAGCCUAAGAAUGAUGGGUUAACCCCUGAACAGAGGAGGGAAAGGGAUGCAAGAGCUUUGCAGGAGAAAGCAGCAAGGAAAGCAGGGCAAGCUGGAGGGAAUAAUGCUGGUGGUGGGGGUGGUGCAGGCAAAAGUAGGCAAGAAAAGAGUCGUUGAGUUAGGGAAGGUGUAGGGUAAUAUGUGCAUUGUAUUAGAAAUGGUGAAUUUGUGUUGCUUAUUCUGAUUUGGGUUUUGGGUUUGAAGUCUUGUACUUGUGUCAUUUUAGGGAAAAGAACUAAGUAGUUUGUGUUUUUCUGGGGAGGGCAUUGUUGGUGGCUUCUGAUCGUUUGACUCUAUCUGAUUUGGAAUACAAUUUGUCUGUUGCAUUUGUAGUAA